Effrenium voratum is the source of this 1103-nucleotide messenger RNA. NCBI's taxonomy places the organism in Eukaryota, Dinophyceae, Suessiales, Symbiodiniaceae. The record is from the annotation of a GenBank genome assembly.
GAUUUGGUGACCGCUGAGCCAAGCCUUCAAGCCCCGGAGCCGCGCCGCAACAGCGAGACCUGCUGCGAUAGGUGCCUGGGUGGAUGUCGAAGACGAUCCACUGGAGCCCUGGCGAGGCAUCCUUGGGGCGUGCAAGUCGCAACUCCUAUUUGGAGGGCGCUCAGAAGCAAUUCCUCGAUGUCACUGAGGAAAUGAUGAAAGCGGCCACCAUUGGCCGAUCGUCAGAGAUGGGCCCUGAUUGGGAGCCGCCGGGAAUGGUGUCCCGGAAGAUCGCCUUGGUUCUCACUACUGGAGGCAAAUCCCAAUAGAACGUGAUUCCUUCUUUGCCAAGCCUGCAUAUGUUGCCGAUGUGCUGGAAAUAGGUCGCCGAACGGAUGACAACAGCCAGCAGGUUACAGAGCGUCUUAGAGCAAUGAAGUCCAACAUCAAAGUGCCGCAGGAGGCAGCUGUCGCCAGACCACCUUGCCCAGAGGAGCCUCGGAAAGCGGUUCGCGUAGCUUCAACGCCUUCAUUGAGCAGAGACAUCAGCUGGGGCGCGAUGCUCCCUCGUAGAGGCGCGUCGCUUGCGACGGCCGGCGCUUCUUUGGCUGCCUUGCCCCAACAGGCGCAGCUCGCCAGAGUGAACUGGGGGCCCGAAGAGCCCUCCCUGGCACGAGAUAGCUUUAACGCGAUGACCAAGAACCAGAAGUGCGACGUCACUGAGGUGAUGAUGCGCGAGGCCAUGAUGGGCAAGGCUGCCAUGAUGGGCCCUGGAUGGGACCCCCCGGGCUUGGUGAGUCGGAAGAUCGCGGAGGUCCUCUCCAAGCGGUGAGAAAGGCCUGAGGUCUUUCCUCGUGCACUGAGCAUGGGUUGAGCGAGCGCGCGCCGGGAGCCAAGGAGUCCAUCACAGAUGGGACUUAUUUGUGCCAAUCCACUGGGGAAGUGGGAGAGAAGAAAGGUGUGCUUCAAAGGCCUGCUUGUCAAAGUUCGGUCGGUGGCCAGAACAGUCGGUUCGAGAAGCCGGACUUUCUGCAGAACAUGUGCUAGACAUGCAGUGCUUUUGUGUUCCCGGGCAGGUUUAAAACCUCAGCCCGACGAAUCGCCUGCUUUCUUUAGGCCUAAAA